AUGUCUAGCAUCUAAUAAAUCUUCUAUCCAUGAUUCGGGAAUUCGUGAAGCAUUGAAGCCUGAAAUAAACAUGGGAAAAUUAAAUGUAACAAUUUUACGAUAUUUAACUCGAGAUGAUUUUCGAGUUUUAACAGCGAUUGAAAUGGGAAUGAAGAAUCAUGAACUUGUUCCUGCUUCAUUAGCUGCGCAAAUAGCAAAUUUACGUUAUGGCGGAGUACAUAAAUUAUUGAAAGAACUAUGCAAGCAUAAACUUCUCAGUUAUGAACGUGGAAAACAUUAUGAUGGUUAUCGUUUAACAAAUGCUGGUUAUGAUUAUUUAGCUUUGAAGGUUUUGGCACAAAGAGGUACUAUUAAUUCUUUUGGUAAUCAAAUUGGAGUGGGAAAAGAAUCUAAUAUAUAUAUAGUUGCAAGUGAUAAUGGAAAUCAAGUAUGCUUGAAACUACAUAGAUUAGGAAGAACUUGUUUCAGAAAUAUUAAAGGUAAAAGAGAUUAUCAUCAACACAGAAAAUCAGCAUCAUGGUUAUAUCUAUCUAGAAUAUCAGCAACAAGAGAAUAUGCAUAUAUGAAAGCACUUUUUGAUAGAGGAUUUCCGGUACCUGAACCAAUUGAUCUCAAUAGACAUUGUGUUGUUAUGGAGCUGGUUGAAGGUGGACCUCUAUGUGGUGUGUACAAGAUAGAUGAUGUUGAAUCAUUAUACGAUGAAUUAAUGAAUAUGAUUGUAAAACUUGGAAAUCAUGGUGUUAUUCAUGGAGAUUUUAAUGAAUUUAAUAUUAUGAUAACAAACAGUGGAAAAGCAAUUCUUAUUGACUUUCCACAAAUGAUUUCCACUGAGCAUGUAGAUGCUAAAUUUUAUUUCGAAAGAGAUGUAAAUUGUGUUCGUGAUUUUUUUAAAAGACGUUUUGGUUAUGAAAGUGAAUUAUAUCCAAUGUUCGAAGAUAUUUUAAGAGAAGAUUGUAUAGAUGUGGAAAUUAAAGCCAGUGGUCUUACAAAACAAAUGGAGAAGGAUCUUUUGAAAGAAAUGGGAAUGAUUGAAUCUGAAGAUGAAGAAAUUGAGGAAGAAUGUAAAGAGAAUGUGGAUGAAGAAAAUAGUAUAAAUGAUAGUGAAAUUAAUAAUUUAAGACUUCAAGUCGAGAAUUCUGUGAAAAGUGAAUUUACAUGUACAUCGGAGGAAACAUUUGUAAAUGCGGUAACAAAUGAAGAGAGAAAUUUAUUUGUAUCAUCUGCAGAAAAUCAUAUUAUAGCAGAAGGUGUUAAAAAUAUCGAUAUAUGUAAUUCAAAUGAAAAUGUGAUAAAUUCAAAUUCACAUAAUUUAAAUGUGACAAAUAAUGAAGAAACGAAUUCAUUUUUUACUACAGAAACAUUUAAUUUAGAUGAUGAACAUGUAGAAAAAUUAAGUGAUUCCAAAAGUAUGUAUAGUACUACUACAGCUGCCACAAUUGCUCCUGAAAUUAUUAAAAAAAAAGUGAAAGCAGCUUUACAGAAACGUGAAAAAAGAGAGCAUUCUAGAAGAAUUCUUGUGAAAGGAGAGGCAAAUGCAGUAACUAGAAUUAGAAGGGAGAAUAGGGAUACAAUUAAACAAUCGACAGGAAUAUGGGGUUGGGAAUAAAAAUCAUAAUAAUCAUUUUUAUAUGAUUAUUAUUCAUUAUAGAUAAUUUAUUUGAUGGAAAAAAAAAAAAAAGAAAUAAUAAAAAGAAAAGAAAAUAAAACGAAAAAAAAUAUAUAUUAAUAUAUUAAUAAAAAUUCAAUCAUUUUUAUAUUAAUAGUAAGCUUUUUUCUUCCCAAAAUUUGUUAAAUUAUACUUUAUAAUUUGAAUAUUUAUAAAAUUAAUAUUUUAUAAAUAUAAUUUUAUAUAUUGUAAAUUUUUUAUUUAAAAUACAUAACUUGAUUCAAUGAUUAUUUUUAUAUAUAAACAUAACACGAAGAUAAUAAAAGAAAAGAAAAAUAAGAUGAGAAUAAAUGAAAUUUGAAUUAUUUAAUAUAUUUAAUAAUAUUGUAAGUUUAUCAAAUGUGGUAUGUAUCAAUUCUUAAUAUUGUUUUUUUUUUAUAAUAAAGCAUAUAGAUAUAUUAAAUAUAUAUAAGUUUACAUAAGAGAUACACGAAGAUUUUAGUGAGUAAUUUGUAUAUAGAUUUGUAUGAUUAUACUUAGAUGCAUUCUUUUUUUCUCUCUCUAAUUAUGUAAAUCUGUUAUAGAUAAUAAUAAUUAUUUUUAAUAUAACGAAUUAUAUAAUUAUAUUUUGUCUUUCUGAUUAUGUAAAUCUAUUAUAGAUAAUAAUAAUAAUUUUUAAUAUAACGAAUCACAUAAUUAUAUAUAAUUAAUAUAUAUUAAUAGAACAAACUUAAAAUAAAAAUUAAAAUGUUAAUUAUUUUAUUAAAUACAUUCAAUCAUAUGUAUGAUAUCCACAUUUAUGGUAUUUUGCACAUAUAAUGGGUUCUUUCUUCAGUUAAAUCUAUAGAUUGUGAUUCUUUUGUAGCAGUUAUUGUGUUUUUAUAUGUCUUCAUUAUUAUUAUAUGUUAAUAUAUGAUAUUAUUGAUUUUAUUUGUAAAAAAUUUAUAUAUAUUAUUUUUAUUUAUAAUCUAUAAAUAAUAUUAAUAACCGACAAUUCGUUUCGAUUGAGUUUUAAGAGAUGUACAUACACAUACAUACAUGUAUAAACUAAUUUGAAAAAAAGAAAAAAAAAGGAAAAGAAAAAAAUUCCAAUAAAUAUUUUCAUAUUUUAAAAUUAUGUUUUUGUUGAAAUCUAAUGAGAUACACUUUAAAAUUAUUGUAUAAUUAAUUUUAUCUCUGUAAAUGAGAUAUAUAUAAAAAUUUGAUCGUAUGUUUCUUUCCAUUCUUAGCAAAGCUUUAUUUGAUAAUUUUAUUCAUAUAAUAAGAGAAUUAAAAGAAAUAUAUCAUUUUAAGAAAAAAAUUAUAAUUAUAAUAGCAUUUAUACGAAAUUUAACAGAUAAAAUGUGGUUUUUAAUUUUUUGAAAUUUUUUGAAUACAAAGAUUGAAAAUUGCUUAAAAAUAUUAAGAUAAAUAUUAAUUUUGUUUAUAUUUAAAAAUCAAUAUUUACAAUUAUUUCAAUAAAUUCUUGAGAAUUAAAAUUAAUAUCAGUAUAUCAAUUGGUGAAUAUAUAUCGUUCAUUUUCAUCAUAAAUUCUAUUUGUAGAUAUUUUAUAUAAUAAGAUUUAAUUUUGCUAGUAUAUACAUUAAUAAAUAUUUGUGCAUAUGUUCGUAAAAAUGAAUAAGCAAAUAAACGAAUAAAUAAAUAAAUAAAAAUAAAAUAUUUACGAACAUUGUGAUAUCUUAAAGAUAAUAAACAUGUUGCAGGAUGUUUCAGUGGAAAUUUUGAGAAAAAAUUUUCCCAAGUAGCAGCGCAUAACAUUCAAUUAUCAUAAACAUAUUAUUUUGUAAUGGAGCAACGAUCUUGAACUUUGAACUGAAUUGACGAAAACUAAGUUUUCACUCCAGCGGUCGUUCGAUUCGAAAAAAAAUAGUUUCAAACGAAAAGUCGAGUGUUGAAUGUUAUGUAUGUAAAUUUUUGAAAAAAAAAAAAAGAAAAAAGAAAAAAAGGAGAAAGAAAGGGGAAAGAUUUUUCGAUAAAAAUACGAAAUGAGACAAAAGUAGCACAUAUCGUGAAAAUUUGCCUAGAUACAUCGAUAUUUUUUUCAUAAAAAUGAUUACAGGGUACGGAUGAUAAGGUAGCUCGUAUGUGGCGAUCGCGAGACUGCUUAUAUAUAAAGUCGCGCGAGCUCUUCUUUUCUAGUUCGAGUUUCAUUUCAGUGCUCCUCUGUUAAAUAUUCCUGAUACCGGGAGACCACUUCUUCUAAAGUGUUUGUUUCUAUACUGUCCAAACGCGAUAUCUUAGCAUGGCCAAGGACAAUUUGACAGCUAUCCUUUACGGUAUCAACGAUAUUAGACUGG
Molecule: messenger RNA, 3903 nt
Organism: Apis cerana (Asiatic honeybee)
Lineage: Eukaryota; Metazoa; Arthropoda; Insecta; Hymenoptera; Apidae
Gene: RIOK2
Product: RIO kinase 2
Biological process (GO): maturation of SSU-rRNA; protein phosphorylation
Cellular component (GO): preribosome, small subunit precursor; cytosol; nucleus
Molecular function (GO): protein serine/threonine kinase activity; ATP binding
Source: RefSeq, a predicted model, not a curated record